AUGACAGCAGGAGCGGUGGCGGCUCCGCUCAUCAUUCCCAUCAUCCAGCUGCAGACUCACGGAUCAAAGAACCACAUCGACACCGACACACCUGUAUCCAUUCAGUCAGAUACUCCAGCAGUGCAGAUCUUUUAUACUCUGGAUGGCUCGAAGCCGGCGGCGAUGCAGCGAGGCUCAGCGGGCAGCAGGAAGUACAGCGAGCCGAUCCUGCUGCCUGCUGGUCGGGUGGCUGUCAAAGCGCUCGCUGUCACCAGCGACGGCAGAGAAAGCUCCACGGUGACGAAGGUUUUCUCUGUUGAACUUGUGGAUUCAAUCAGCAGGAAGGAGGACGAGGAGAACUUCCUGCGGAGCGACCAGCAGCCGUCUGAAGGAACUUCGGCUGCCGCUUCGUCCCUGAGGCUUCCAGAGCCGAGGACGUUAGGAUCCACUUCUCCUCACUCAGGUCCUCGUUUCCUGAAGAGUCGACUUGGAUCUGCGACUGCCGCCCAAACUGGUUCCUCGGAGCGUUCCCAGUCUGUGAGUUCGGGCAUAUUGAAGCAGCCGAGCAGCACACAGACGACCCGAAUACAGAAAGAGACGGACUUCCUGCGGUGCGUUCAGUGUUUGAGUCCUCGUCCUUCGGAUCCUUUCGCUCGGUUCUGUGCUCAGUGUGGCGCCAUUGUUCCUCCGUUACCUGAACACAGACUUCCCCCUGCUGAGGGGGGACAGACGCUGCGCUGUGUGUUCUGUCACACUGUGGUUCCUGUGAACACUGAGACCUGUUUGAUCUGUGAAGCCUCGAUCCGUCAACAGCUACAACCACAGUCCAGCCUCCGACUGCAGGAUCAUGUGGUGUGUGUUUGCUGCGGAGGUGGAAAUCCAGCUCACAUCUCCAGAUGUUUGACCUGUGAGAGCCGCCUGCAGCCGGUGCGUGUUGGUAACAGCGCCCCCUCUGUCCCGUCAGCAGACUGCAGGAUGUUGUCCUGCUCCAGAUGUAAACGUGUAAACAGCAGUGACGCCAGAUACUGCGACUGGUGCGGCUCUAAGCCCGGUCAUGCAGCCAGCUAUGUGAUGUGUUGGCGAUGUGGAGCGAGCGGACACCCGUAUGCCUUCUACUGCGCCGCCUGCGGUGUUUUCCUGGAAGCUUCAGCCUCCACUUCUCAUGAUGCCACCUGGCAGGCCACGCCCUCCUCUGGCCCCGCCCCCGCCGUGACAUCACCCCCGUCCACCGCCGAGCAGCACACGCAGACCGUAGGACUCUAUUUCCCAUCAGCCACCGAGCUCCACAGGAAGGAGCAGCAGAAGGCGCUACAGCUCAGCAGGCAGCAGGUUCCCAGAGACCGCCAACCGCUGCUGACCCCCGUCAGCCCGGGCCGAGGUUACUGGAGGAAGCAGUUGGAUCAUGUUUGUGCUCACCUGAGGAGCUACGCCCAGAACAACGCCCCCUUCAGGGCUCUGCUGGGAGAACCUCGCAUGGGCCGGAUGGUUUCUGCUGUGAUUCAGGAAGAUCGCUACGAAGUCAGUCUGACCGUCAGCUUCGUGUCGGCCAGGCGGGAAGAAAAACAGGUGGAUCCUGAAAGUGUCGGACCAGCAGGUGACGGUGUUUUACCUUCUGGUCGGUCUGAGACUCUGAGCAGUGUGACAGAGCGACGUGCCGACAGCAGCAGAAGUGAUCUGACUGCUCUGAUGAAAUCCUCCAAACGGAGCGCAGCGCCCAAACCUCCAGUGAAGGACGGUCAGCUGCUAAGGGAGCUUGGUCCAGGUCGAGCUCAGAUCAGCGUCGUCCAGCAGAUCCUGGAUCAGGGAGCUGACCCGUCCUGCUGCGGGAGCGAUGGCCGACACGCGCUGGCUGUUGCCGUGGUAAACGGUCACCAUGACAUCCUUCCUGUUCUGGUGCAGCGAGGCGCCGACAUCAACCAGCAGUCCGGACAGAUGAAGAACACUGCUCUGCAUGAAGCUGCAGCUCUGGGCUCUGCAGGCCUGCAGUGUGCCGAGGUCCUGCUCAGCUGUAAGGCCGGCCUGAGUCGGAGGAACGCCGCCGGUCAGACGGUGUAUGACGUGGCGCUGAGCUCCGGCUGUGACGUCAUGGUGACGCUGCUCGCUGCCAGGAUGGGACGAGACUUACUGGGCAAACUGGGAAAACCCAAACUGAACCUGGACGUUUUCUGA
Molecule: messenger RNA, 2148 nt
Organism: Scomber scombrus (Atlantic mackerel)
Lineage: Eukaryota; Metazoa; Chordata; Actinopteri; Scombriformes; Scombridae
Gene: dzank1
Product: double zinc ribbon and ankyrin repeat domains 1
Exons: 20
Coding region: 1-2148 (715 amino acids)
Biological process (GO): eye photoreceptor cell development
Molecular function (GO): protein binding
Source: RefSeq, a predicted model, not a curated record